UUAUUAAUCCCACAAGAUUUUGUGAAUAUGUACUCCGAGCCAGGCACUUUAAACUUCAAACCUCUUCCUAGCCCAAGUAGGAAGGGGAUACUCAGGCGCUGCGGACCAUUCUCCUCUCCUUGCUGCAAAGAUACAGUCCCUAUCCCUCCUGGGUGCCCAUCCUCGUGCCUAUUUUCCCGGAUCCCCACCCAGUUGAUGUGACAGGCUCGUGGUCCAAUCCCCUUCUAGGUUCCCAGGCCGACUGCUAGCACCACCCGAGCCAAUAGCGGCGGCCGAGGGGCGGAGGGGGCUGGCAGGAGGAGAGGGAGCGCUGGCUUUAGAACCACUGCCGCAAAGAUUACGAGGGGCAGAAGUUGUCGGAGUGCGUUGGUCGGCGGCAGUCGGGCCAGAGCCUGGACUCUGUGACUUUACAUCUUUAAAUGGAUGAGAUGGCUACUACUCAGAUUUCCAAAGAUGAGCUUGAUGAACUCAAAGAGGCCUUUGCAAAAGUUGAUCUCAACAGCAACGGAUUUAUUUGUGACUAUGAACUUCAUGAACUUUUCAAGGAAGCUAAUAUGCCAUUACCAGGAUAUAAAGUGAGAGAAAUUAUUCAGAAACUCAUGCUGGAUGGUGACAGGAAUAAAGAUGGGAAAAUAAGUUUUGAUGAAUUUGUUUAUAUUUUUCAAGAGGUAAAAAGUAGCGAUAUUGCCAAGACCUUCCGCAAAGCCAUCAACAGGAAAGAAGGUAUUUGUGCUCUGGGUGGAACUUCAGAGUUGUCCAGCGAAGGAACACAGCAUUCUUACUCAGAGGAAGAAAAAUAUGCUUUUGUUAACUGGAUAAACAAAGCUUUGGAAAAUGAUCCUGAUUGCAGACACGUUAUACCAAUGAACCCAAACACUGAUGACCUGUUCAAAGCCGUUGGUGAUGGAAUUGUGCUUUGUAAAAUGAUUAACCUUUCAGUUCCUGAUACCAUUGACGAAAGAGCAAUCAACAAGAAGAAACUUACGCCCUUCAUCAUUCAGGAAAACUUGAACUUGGCACUGAACUCUGCUUCUGCCAUUGGGUGUCAUGUUGUGAACAUUGGUGCAGAAGAUUUGAGGGCUGGGAAACCUCAUCUGGUUUUGGGACUGCUUUGGCAGAUCAUUAAGAUCGGUUUGUUCGCUGACAUCGAGUUAAGCAGGAAUGAAGCUUUGGCUGCUUUACUCCGAGAUGGUGAGACUUUGGAAGAACUUAUGAAAUUAUCUCCAGAAGAGCUUCUACUUAGAUGGGCAAACUUUCAUUUGGAAAACUCGGGUUGGCAAAAAAUUAAUAACUUUAGUGCUGACAUCAAGCUUAUUGACUUCAGUAAUUCAGUGAAGGAUUCCAAAGCCUAUUUCCAUCUUCUCAAUCAAAUUGCACCAAAAGGACAAAAGGAAGGUGAACCACGGAUAGAUAUUAACAUGUCAGGUUUUAAUGUAAGUAUAGCUGCUCUUUUGAAUUCUACAAUCUUGCAAAAUUAUUGUCAAUUUCUUAUAAAUACAAUAAUUUUUACAAUUUUAACAGGAGAAACUCGUGAAGAAAGAACCUUCCGUAACUGGAUGAAUUCUCUUGGUGUCAAUCCCCAUGUAAACCAUCUCUAUGCUGACCUGCAAGAUGCUCUGGUAAUCUUACAGUUAUAUGAACGAAUUAAAGUUCCUGUUGACUGGAAUAAGGUUAAUAAGCCUCCAUACCCGAAACUGGGAGCCAACAUGAAAAAGCUAGAAAACUGCAACUAUGCUGUUGAAUUAGGGAAGCACCCUGCUAAAUUUUCUCUGGUUGGCAUUGGAGGGCAAGACCUGAAUGAUGGGAACCAAACCCUGACUUUAGCUUUAGUCUGGCAGCUGAUGAGAAGAUAUACCCUCAAUGUCCUGGAAGAUCUUGGAGAUGGUCAGAAAGCCAAUGACGACAUCAUUGUGAACUGGGUGAACAGAACGUUGAGUGAAGCUGGAAAAUCAACUUCCAUUCAGAGUUUUAAGGACAAAACGAUCAGCUCCAGUUUGGCAGUUGUGGAUUUAAUUGAUGCCAUCCAGCCAGGCUGUAUAAACUAUGACCUUGUGAAGAGUGGCAAUCUAACAGAAGAUGACAAGCACAAUAAUGCCAAGUAUGCAGUGUCAAUGGCUAGAAGAAUCGGAGCCAGAGUGUACGCUCUUCCUGAAGACCUUGUGGAAGUAAAGCCCAAGAUGGUCAUGACUGUUUUUGCAUGUUUGAUGGGCAGGGGAAUGAAGAGAGUGUAAAAUAACCAAUCUGAAUAAAACAGCCUUGCUCCCAGGUGCAUGAUUCACAGGUCAGCUAUUUCCAGGUGAAGUGCUUAUGGCUUAAGGAACUCUUGGCCAUUCAAAGAACUUUUCAUUUUGAUUAACAAGACUAGCUCAGCAUGAGAGCCCUCAGGGGAAAGGGUUUUAAUCAAAACAAUUCCUCUUUCCCAUAGUCAGAGUUGGAUUUUUCAGGCACGCCUGAAAUGUGCUCAUAGCCAAAACAUUUUACUCUCUCCUAGAAUGCUGCCCUUGACAUUUCCCAUUGCCGUAUGUUAUUUCUCGCUCUGUUAUCUUUUGCCCUCUUAGAAUGUCCCUCUCUUGGGACUCACUUAGAUGAUGUGAUAUGAAUAUUAUUAGACAGUAAUUUUGCUUUCCAUCCAGUAUGCUAGUUCUUAUUUGAGAACUAUGGUCAGAGGGUAUUUGGAUAUGAGUAUCCUUUGCUUAUCUUUGUAGUACUGAAAAUUUGCCGAAGUAACUGGCUGUGCAGAAUGUAAGAGAAGAAGCUUUUCUUAUUCUUUUAUUUUUAAGAUCAGUAUCUUUUUACAGUAUUCUUUCUAUAUGAUCCUUUUUUGUACAUUUAAGAAUAUUUUGAUUACAUUAAACAAGACUGCUGAUUUUGCUACUUUUUUUAAGGGGUCUCCAAGUAAGUAAAACAUACAUUAUAGCUAGAAGAAAAAUGUACCUUCAAUUUGCAUCUUUCCCUCCCAUACGUAAGCUGUAAACAAUUGAAAUAUUUUGUCACUUGGUUCAAUACAUGCUUAUUUGUUUUAAAACCUGUAUCAUCAAACUCUCUCUUUAAAUUAAAAAUGCUGUUGAAUAUGAUACUUUUGAGGAGAGAGUAUGCUCAGAAUUUAGGAUUUGGUAGGCCAAGUACGCUAAGUGUACAAUAUAUUUUUAAAUUUUACACCUAAAACAGAGAAAUGUGGUCACUAAAAAUAAAAGUAUAUAUGUAGGACUUAAUGUACUCUUGCUUUGUCAAGCUGUUUGCUAUAGUUUCCAAGGUAUUAUGUUACUCUAACUCUGAAAAGUGAUGUAAUCUGAUAGCAAUGUAGUAGUUCAAAUAAAGGCAUUUACAUAAUAAUUAGUCUCUUCUUCAUGCUUUUGUCCCUUAGGAAGUAUGCCAGUGUUUGUCAGGACUUUUUCUUUUCGUUUUUCUGAUGUAUUCUCUAAAAUGGUGUUUGUUAAAUUUGAGUUUUGGGAGCUGAAUUAGAGGUACUGAAUUAAGGACAGUACAAAUAAUAAAAGGAUUUUCUCCAAUUU
Messenger RNA from Cebus imitator (Panamanian white-faced capuchin), 3512 nucleotides. It is a transcript of the gene PLS3, whose product is annotated as plastin 3. Gene Ontology annotation, molecular function: calcium ion binding; actin filament binding. The record is from RefSeq and is a predicted model, not a curated record. Gene Ontology annotation, biological process: actin filament network formation; actin filament bundle assembly. The transcript is spliced from 16 exons. Lineage: Eukaryota; Metazoa; Chordata; Mammalia; Primates; Cebidae. Gene Ontology annotation, cellular component: actin filament; cytoplasm; actin filament bundle. Bases 420 to 2231 code for a protein of 603 amino acids.